AUGAUGGAGUACUGGAGGCAGUGCGCGCUGUGGCUGAUCAACUGCAAGGUGCUUCCAGCGAACCACCGGGUAACGUUGGACGUCGCACAGGUAUUUGACUUGGCUCAAACCCUCCGGGAUGGAGUCCUCCUGUGCCAUCUGCUCAACAACCUUAAGCCCCAAAGCAUCAACCUGAAAGAAAUCAACCUCCGUCCGCAAAUGUCACAGUUCCUAUGCCUGAAGAAUAUCAGGACUUUCCUGGUGGCGUGCAAUGAGAUAUUCGGAAUGAAGAAAAGCGACCUGUUUGACGCCUUUGACCUUUUUGACGUCAGGAACUUUGGGAAGGUUAUGGACACGCUGUCCAAACUUUCCCAUACGACAAUUGCACAACAAACUGGAAUCAGAGCCUUUCCCACCGAGGACAGUGUUGAAGAUGAGGACAUCUACAAUCAUUUGGAGGACCUAAUAGAUGAGAAUGGGGUGGAGGAUGAGGAGGAUCUGUAUGACUGUGUGUAUGAUGAUGAAGAUGGCGGAGAGAUCUACGAGGACCUGAUGAAGACAGAAGUCAUCCCUCCUCCGGCGUUCCAGAAGCAGGCGGAGACUGACAUCAGGAGCUGCUGUUUAAAUGAAAUUAGGCAGACAGAGGAGAAAUACACUGAGACCCUGGAGUCUAUAGAGAAGCACUUCAUGAUGCCCCUCACAGUGUUUUUAACCACGGUGGAGAUGGAGAACGUGUUUGUGAAUAUUCCGGACCUGGUUAAAGUUCACAAGUGUUUACUGCUGGAAAUCCAGGACUCAGUUCACCACAGAAGUGCCAAGAACCUUGACCAGAUCUUCAUCUCUUUCAAAGAAAGGUUGUUGAUUUAUGGGAAAUACUGCAGCCACGUGGAGACAGCCAUUGCUACACUCGAUGAAAUCUGCAGACUCAGAGAAGACGUACGCAUGAAGCUGGAGGAAUGUUCAAAGAGAGCAAACUCCGGCAAAUUCACUUUGAGGGAUCUGCUUGUUGUUCCCAUGCAGCGGGUCUUGAAGUAUCAUCUCCUCCUGCAGGAGCUGUUGAAACACACUCACGAUGCCGCAGACAAGAGUAAUCUACGGAUGGCGUUAGAUGCCAUGAAGGACUUGGCACAGUAUGUAAACGAAGUCAAGAGGGACAACGAGACACUGCGAGAAAUAGAUCAGUACCAGAGAUCCAUCGAAAACCUGAAUGAGCCCCUCAAGAUGUACGGGAGGCCUAAGGGUGACGGAGAGGUGCGCGUGGCCUCAGUAGACAAACGGGCUAAACAGGACAGGCACAUCUUCCUGUUUGACGCCGCCGUGAUUGUUUGUAAGCGGCGAGGAGACAACUACGAGAUGAAAGAGGUGAUCGAUCUGCACCUCUUCAAGAUCACCAACAACCCCACAUCCGACAAGGACAACCGAAAGUGGUCCCACGGAUUCUACCUCACGCACAACCAGGGCCAGAGCGGCUUUGAGUUUUUCUUCAAGACCAAAGAGCUGAAAAAGAAGUGGCUGGAGCAGUUUGGCAUGGCCAUAUCAAACAUUCGUCCUGAGAACGCCACUAACAACUUCCACGAGUUCCGAAUGCACACUUUUGAAAAAACCACCUCCUGUAAUUCCUGCCACAUGCUGCUAAGGGGCAUCUUUAACCAGGGUUACUUAUGCUUCAAGUGUGGCUUAGGAGCCCAUAAGGAAUGCCUUGGUCGCUUUGGCUCCUGCGGAAAAACAGAUCCCGACUCCGACAGACAUCAGGGCAGGGAUCAGGAUUCAGGGCUGCUCAGGGUGUGUGUAAUCAGGAACUACUUUGGUGUGCCGAGGCCUGCGUCCGGCCCAUCGCUCAGCAUCCACAUCGGUGACAUCAUCGAAUUAAUCUGCCCCAACCCCAGCAACACCUGGUGGCAGGGCAGGAUCCUGUCGACCGAAGAAGUUGGCUUCUUUCCAAGAGACGCCGUAAAGCCCUUCCGACCCGAUCCGAAGCCCGUCGAUUACUCCUCUCACCCAUGGUUUGCAGGUCCCAUGGAGAGGCUCCAAGCUGAAGCAGAGCUCAUCAGCAGGGUUAACAGCACCUAUCUCGUCCGCCAUCGCAGCAAAGAGUACUCGGAAUAUGCCAUCAGCAUAAAGUACAACAACGACGUGAAGCACAUAAAGAUCCUGACCAGGGAGAGCAGAUACUACAUCGCAGAGAACAAGAAGUUCAAGAGCAUAUUAGAACUGAUUGAGUACUACAAACACCACUCCCUGAAAGAAGGUUUUAAGAGUCUGGACACCACGCUACAGUUUCCUUACCGGGAACCGGAAAAUGCUGCUGUGCAUCGCUUCAACCGAUCUGGCAGCAACACUCCAUUGCUCUGCGGCCUCUCUCUUGUAACUCCUGCCGGCUACAGCUUUGUACCUCCUUCCUCUGCUCCCUUCUGGUCAGUGUUUGCACCCAAAGUGAUCGGCGUGGCCAUAGCGCGGUACGACUUCAGCUCCCGGGACACUCGGGAGCUGUCGCUGCAGGAGGGGGACGUGGUCAAGAUCUACACAAAGUCCGGAGCCAACGGCUGGUGGAGGGGCGAGGUGAACGGCAGGGUCGGCUGGUUCCCAUCCACAUACGUGGAAGAGGCCGAGGAGUGAAGCGUUCCGGCGUGGGAUGACAUGUAAAAUGAAAGGCAGGGAGCGGCGGGAGCCUCUGCGCGGUGGCGGGCGCCUCGCUCUGCCCCCGCCGUUGCCUAAAAGCCAUCCCAGAGGCCUUCGGUAGAGAAAAAGGGCUACAGCACGCUGCAGAUGUCAGGGUGCCCCGUCUGUGUGGAUCAGCCACUCCGCCAACAAGCAGCUUGACUGUCAGCGGGGAGCAGGCGCUCGCCAGACACUUCCCGUUUCCCUCCCCGAUUCCUCCGUCCAUCCAUAAUUCAUCCCUCGCUUUCCUGUCGGCCCCAACCUCUUCUCCUGCUUCCUCCCGCCAGUGAACGCAUCUCCUGCAUUCACGCGCUCGUCCAUCCAUUCGUCCUUCCAUCAACUGUGUGGGAAUGGAGUCUUCACAGUGCCGCUGGAGCCCCCCCGCCCCCCCAAUGUGCUGAAAACGUUUUUGUUUUUCUGCGUCUUUCAUCCCUUUUUCCACCCUCAGGGGAUUUCUCUCAGCUUUGACCUUCCCUGUGUGUGUGUGUUCCUGUGUGUUUUGGUUAUUGACAACUAUAUGACCCAGAUUCAUUCACACACGCCGCCCCCCCCCUCCAGAUUAUUAUCACCACACAUUCUCACUCUCCUUCUGUGGAUGGAGGAGAGGGAUGGUGUAGGAGAGCAUCGCUGCACAGUGCCAAGGAUUGAUUGCUGUUGUUCCUCUUUUCCGCCCUCCUCCUCCAUCCUUUAUCAGCACACCCGGCCUAUCGCACUUCUUGUUUUGUUUUCGGGCCGUCUUCGGCUGUGAGCGAUCCUCAGCUCUUAUCGAACGGCAGCUCUGUCAACAAGCGCCACGCUCGCCGAGGGGUUUAUCAGACCAGAGGCAUUAGCGGCUCGUCCAGGAGCAAGCUGCGCUAUCCGGAGGUUUCCAUUUGUCUGAUGUGACGGUUCCUCACAACCAGACACCAAUGAAAAACUGAAAAAAAAGAAAAAACAGAAAGUGAAAUCAGCUUUAAGAUUUCCUUAGUGGUUGGCUAUUAAAAGUGCUGUUUUUUUAUUUUAUUGACAGAAUCUUCAGUAGUUUUAAAAAAAAAUCUGUACAGACGGUUUUAUUCAGUGAUUUCAGCGUUGGCUACACACAAAAAUAUUUGAACUGUAUACGAUUUUUAUUUAUUUAUUUAUUCAUUUUCAGUUUUGCAUCCCUGUUUUACCCUACGAAAAGGAAGGAGGGAAUUGUGUUUUUUUUAUUUUCUUUUAAGCUCAUUUGAAAAUCGAACUUUUAAGAUAAAGGAAGCUGUUUUGUGGCAAGCUUUUCUCCCUGAUAGUGGCGUUCUGGAGACAUGUCGUCUUUUCAUGCUUAUAUUUGAGAAUAACUAUUAGCCACCAGCCAGGUCUGUCGCCCUUUUUUUUUCUCCCCUGGUCAUAUUUUUUAAUUCAAUUCAAUUCAAUUCAAUUUUAUUUAUAUAGCGCCACAUCACAACAACAGUUGUCUCACAGCGCUUUUUAGGCUCUGGAAGGCAUAAAUGAGCCCGAAAGAAUGGCACCUCUCUGUUUUGCUCUCCCCACUUUGAGCCCCUCUGCUGUGUUAUUAUGGGACCACUAGAUGGAGGCAUCCUAAACAAAUCUCUCCAUUUUAAAACGGUUGCCUUGGACGUGUUAAAAGUCUCGUAACGAUGUCACCUGAUUAGGAGGUGUGCGCAAGUAUACAGCCUCAAAACACAAGUAAAAGCAUCCAGUAAAAAAAUUGUAAAUUGCUUGUAAAUGAAGAGUCUGUUUAAACGGUGUCGGGAAGCCCGGGAUGGCAUUCCCUCUGGUUUUCUGCUUCCGAAACCUUAGUUCGGAAGCAUUUGUGAUAUCUUUAGAAAAGUUUUUGUGGACCUUUUGAGCCCCAUUCUUCUUUUUUGGGGAGCAUACAAGUCAGAGCAGGUUCUCUGAUGGCAGAUGCCACUAAUCAACUGCGGCUCUCCCUCAUCCUCCCGGGUGAACUCUGACAGCGUGGCUACAACCAGAGGCAGGUUUUCACCACCCUCUGCACUCUUUUUUUUUUUUUUGCACGCAGGAGAGACGGGUGCAAGGCUCAAGGGUAUCUGUGAUCUAAUCAUUACACCAUCCCCUCACCUCAGCGACCCCUGCGCAUUCAUCUCUCUGUCGGCCGCCGUCUCUUUGGCUCUAUCUCACUGUGUCACU
This is a messenger RNA of Menidia menidia (Atlantic silverside), 4764 nucleotides long. Lineage: Eukaryota; Metazoa; Chordata; Actinopteri; Atheriniformes; Atherinopsidae. The record is from the annotation of a GenBank genome assembly.